AUGGGUGACUAUGACAUCAUAGAGAAGAUAUUUGCCAAUGCUACCAACGGCUCUGAGGGUCAUAGUGAGCCAUGUCCCUACGACUACUGUGUAAAGGACACCCUCUACCGCAUAGUCGUGGGCUCAAUCCUUUUUGCCAUCAUCUGGCCUUUCGUUGUUCAAGACGUCAAGUUCUUUCAGCUUGGUCGUCCAGCCGCAGCCUUACUAGGGGCCACUCUGAUGGUGGUUUUCAACAUAGUACCUCAGAGCCAGGUGUACCACGUCCUGGGAGAUGCAGCGAACCUGCAGGCCAUCUGUCUCCUGGUGGGCAUGAUGAUGCUGUCCCACUACUACCAACGAGAGGGUCUCCUGGACUGGGUGGCACUCUGGGUGUUGAGGGAGGGGGGCAGAUUCAGGAGUGUUCUGUGGAAGAAUGCCUUUAUUGCUAGCCAGGUGGGGCUGUCCCUGCUCAUCUUCUUCAUCACAUCUCUACCGGCUGCAAUCGUCGGUGUUGCGAUAAACACUGGUCUCCUCUAUCUGGUAUACUACAAGGUAGUGUUUAGGCGAGACAGCGAGAUUUCUACUAGUGAUGAGGUAGCACCUGGUCACACUCAUGUUUCAUCUGUAGGUAAUGGCGUCGUAACACCUCCUACUGCAUCGAUGAGCAUAGAAGGCCAUGUAUUACCAUCAAGUAACCAGACACCACCUAGUUCAGAGCACAUAAAACUGUGGCGGAAUGGACAGAGCUCACACAGCAGAGUGUAUACUGUUGCCGAGUCAAGUGAGGGCAGCUCACGAUCUACUUCAGGCUAUCAGGACUGCGAGACAUCCCUGGGUGGUCCUGUGACUGACAUACACUAUGGAGCCACCAAUACUGGGGAAAAAGGCUGGGGAAACAGGAAGAGAACCAAGACACCCUCUGCCGUUCCCUCGGCUAAGCCCAGGGGUCUACUAGAGCGCUCAAUUCCUGACAAAAUCUUCAUCGGUUGGCUUGGACUGGUGACUCUGCUGCUGGUUGUACUGCUUGCUAUCCCACCUGUGGACAACCUGUCCUUCAACCUCGGUCUUGUCCCUGUCGGUGCAGCAGUCCUGACAAUGUUUGUGGACACACUGCUCCACCGCCGUCACUCCAGGGACGCCAUGACCAACGUGGACUGGACCAUCAUCCUCAUGUUCUUUGGCCUGUUUGUGUGGCUGGUCGGGUUUGAGAACACCUCGCUGCCGAGACGCGUCUUCAAGGCCAUCAACAGCUACAUGAACCUCAGGACUUUACCUGGAGUCCUUCUCUUCACGGUCUUUGUCAUAGUUGGCUCCAAUGUCCUCAGCAAUGUCCCUCUGGUCAUCCUCAUCCUGGAUGAGCUUGAGACGUUUGAGUGUGGACUGAGUGACUGCUCGCAGCUGGCAGGGGUCCUCCUAGCCUGGGUCUCCACUAUUGCCGGCAACUUUACCCUCAUUGGGAGUGUGGCCAACCUCAUAGUGGCCGAGAAGGCAAAGACCUGUGCCAACUACAACCUCACAUUCCUCGAGUACCUCAAGUUUGGUCUCCCCUCCACAAUCCUGGUGCUGUUUACCGGCUUGCCUGUUGUAUACUUCACUGGCAAGUAUGCAACUAUCAGCACCCUAUGA
Geodia barretti is the source of this 1605-nucleotide messenger RNA. Lineage: Eukaryota; Metazoa; Porifera; Demospongiae; Tetractinellida; Geodiidae. The record is from the annotation of a GenBank genome assembly.